Messenger RNA from Poecilia latipinna (sailfin molly), 3052 nucleotides. It is a transcript of the gene tuba5, whose product is annotated as tubulin alpha 5. The coding region runs from base 1003 to 2349 and encodes 448 amino acids. Gene Ontology annotation, molecular function: GTP binding; structural constituent of cytoskeleton. Gene Ontology annotation, cellular component: microtubule. NCBI's taxonomy places the organism in Eukaryota, Metazoa, Chordata, Actinopteri, Cyprinodontiformes, Poeciliidae. Gene Ontology annotation, biological process: microtubule-based process. The transcript is spliced from 5 exons. The record is from RefSeq and is a predicted model, not a curated record.
AACUGCCGUACAAUCCUAGCACAAAUUCCCUUCAUAUUUCUUGUUUUAAGUUACAAUGUUAAGUGUUUAUUGUUGGGUUUCUGAGGAGACUGUCAGGAAAUGUUCUCAAGCAUUUUAAUUUGGUAGAAUCCACAUUAAUUUUUUAUUUUUAACCUGCAAACAUAGUGCUGUGAAGUACGGUUUUGUUCUUUUGUCUAGUCAAGCUCAACAAAAUAGACUCAAUGACUUUAUUUUCAAAGGACUUGGCAAGUUUUCUCAGUGUUGAAGUUCUCUAAGGUUUUACCCCAAAAGAGGCAAAAUGAAUAAGUUGCAGCAAAUAAAAACACAUAGUUGAUACUUCAUCAGUCUCAUCAGUAUAUAAAUUAAAAAGUUUAGGUUUAAAUGUGGAGUUUAAAACAUUAAUGUCCCAAUACUAAUUAGGUUCCAAUUAAAGUUGGAACCUCAUUAAAAAGCUUAGGUCCCAACACUGAGCCUUGUGGUACUCCAUAUUUUAUGUUUUGAGCUCUAAGUCUUCAAUAAACUAUAAAAAUGGUUUUCUGGUUAAGUAUUCAACAACUUGAGAACUACGACUCUUUUUCUUUUCCUGUUGCCAUUUUAAUACAAGUACAAAAAAUAAGUACAUACUCCGUAUUUCUUUAUAACUGCUCAGAUUAAUGAAAACUCCAAGCUAUUACAUUAAAUCCAGAUAUAAUUAUUUUUUUUUCUGAUUCUCAUCCAUCAAGCUUUUCUGACACAAAGUUUGGUAAUGAAUGAAGAUUUCAGACACUUCCACGAACAAAAGCGAAGUUCUGGGUAUUUUUCUUUGUGUGUGAGAAGUGGAAUGAUGUUGAAGGAAAGUUACAGUCGUUCCCUCCCUCCAUCCAUCUGCCCCCUCCUCCUGAAGCCUAAAAUAAAAAGCGAUGCACAACGCCGCGCCAAGUCGGAUGAGACGCGUCCCGGGACGUUACAGGGGAAUUUCACUGUCUGCAAAAUAGUUUUCUUUCAUCACCUGGAUCAAUCAACAUGAGAGAGUGCAUCUCCAUCCAUGUGGGCCAGGCAGGCGUUCAGACUGGAAAUGCAUGCUGGGAGCUGUUCUGCCUGGAGCACGGCGUCGGUCCUGAUGGCGUUUUCCUGGACGGUCCUGUAGCUCCGAAUUGCCGUGAAGAUCCGUUCAACACUUUCUUCAACACUGGGAGUUUUGGUCGUCACGUUCCCAGAGCGCUCUUCGUCGACCUGGAGCCCACAGUGAUCGACGAAGUGAGGGUCGGGAAGUACAGAGAGCUCUUCCAUCCUGAGCAGCUGAUCUCUGGAAAGGAGGACGCGGCCAACAACUAUGCUCGAGGACAUUACACCGUCGGGAAGGAGAUCAUCGAUGGAGUCAUGGAGCGCAUCCGGAAAAUGACGGAUCAGUGCACAGGGCUGCAGGGUUUCCUCGUCUUUCACAGCUUUGGAGGGGGCACCGGCUCCGGCUUCACCUCACUCCUAAUGGAGCGUCUCUCACUGGACUACGGCAAGAAAUCCAAGCUGGAGUUUGCCGUCUACCCAGCGCCCCAAGUUUCCACUGCGGUGGUGGAGCCCUACAACGCCAUCCUGACCACCCACACCACCUUGGAGCACUCUGACUGUGCCUUCAUGGUGGACAACGAGGCAAUUUACGACAUCUGCCGCCGCAAUAUGGACAUCGAGACUCCCGGCUACAUCAACCUCAACAGGCUGAUCGGUCAGAUCGUUUCCUCAAUCACCGCCUCGCUUCGCUUCGACGGCGCUCUCAACGUUGACUUGACGGAGUUCCAGACCAACUUGGUCCCGUUUCCACGCGUCCACUUCCCGCUGGUUACCUACUCGCCCAUCAUCUCGGCUGAGAAGGCCUACCACGAGCAGCUGACCGUGGCGGAGAUCACCAGCUCCUGCUUCGAACCAACCAAUCAGAUGGUGAAGUGUGACCCUCGUCGCGGCAAGUACAUGGCAUGCUGCAUGCUGUACAGAGGGGACGUUGUCCCGAAGGAUGUGAACGCCGCCAUAGCUAAUAUAAAGACCAGACGCUCCAUCCAGUUUGUUGACUGGUGCCCCACUGGCUUUAAGGUGGGCAUUAAUUACCAGCCUCCGACUGCAGUGCCCGGCGGAGACCUGGCCAGUGUUCAGAGGGCGGUGUGCAUGCUGAGCAACACCACCGCCAUCGCUGAGGCCUGGUCCCGCCUUGACCACAAGUUCGACCUCAUGUACGCCAAGCGUGCAUUCGUUCACUGGUACGUGGGCGAAGGCAUGGAGGAGGGGGAGUUUGCCGAAGCCCGAGAAGACCUGGCCUGUUUGGAAAAAGAUUACGAAGAGCUGGGUCGGAUGAGCUCCGACUCUGAAGAUGAAGAAGUUUAAUAUCCAGAUAUUUCUAAAUAUUUUCCAAGUUGGAGCUAAAUAGAAAGUAUUAGAGCCUUGUAAAGUAUUACUUUUCCAAGCCUGUUGUUUGAAAAGGCACAAAGUGAAACCAGAUUUUAAUUGUACUUUGAAAUGAACUGAAAUUAAAUUUGUUUUGCAGGAACACAAUGAGAUGCUCCUUAAGUAAGGCGCUAGCUUCAUCAUUUACUUCUAAUUCCACUAUUGUCUUUUUUAGAAAUUGUAGAAAAUGUAAACUAAAAUCACACAAGAUACGUCAUAGUUUAAAACUUAUAACACUGUUACACAUUACUUUGGUAUUAAAUCUGUUGUUUGAGGGGGAAAGUAUGUACCACCUAUGUUUUUAAAUGUCUUCUUCUUGCUUUUAUAUCACAUUUAAAUUGUCAAGUUUAAUUUUAGACUAAUUCAACUUAAAUGAAUACAAUAAGUUAUUUUUAAUGAUGAAUUUAUUUAUUAAUGAGGGGAAAAAACUCUUACCGAAGCGCUUAACUGCCACAGCUAAGAAAUUAAUGCAAAAGCAGUAUCUCUCGUGACAAGGAGAUUUAAAAAUACAUCCCCCUUAUAACGUCUUACUCUUUCUUCUAAAUCAAGGGUUUCCAAAAUUUUUCAAUACAGCCCCAUAAACACUAUCAGCGUCUGGGGGGGUCGCCCCUUUUGUAAACCCACAGACAGUGCUACAAAAUAU